Molecule: messenger RNA, 1927 nt
Organism: Myxocyprinus asiaticus (Chinese sucker)
Lineage: Eukaryota; Metazoa; Chordata; Actinopteri; Cypriniformes; Catostomidae
Product: putative methyltransferase C9orf114 homolog
Exons: 12
Coding region: 31-1155 (374 amino acids)
Biological process (GO): miRNA processing; maintenance of centrosome location
Cellular component (GO): spindle pole centrosome; kinetochore; mitotic spindle
Molecular function (GO): miRNA binding
Source: RefSeq, a predicted model, not a curated record
UCAUUACAGGUGAAACACAGUGUAGACAGCAUGGCCGAUGAACCUCCAGUGAAGAAAAAUAAAGCGGGUGAGGAGAAAGUAGACUGGCGUAAAUGGAAAGCACGAAAAAAAGAGGAGAAGAGACGACGGAAAGAGAGCCGACUGAUUCAGCAGCUAGAGAAACAGAAACAGAAGAAAGAGGAGGAGAAUGAACAAAAGAUUCAGCAGGAACAAAAAGGAAGUAAAGGUCGUGCGUACACAUUGAGUGUGGCUCUGCCUGGAUCAGUGAUGGAUAAUGCGCAGUCACCAGAGCUGCGUACGUACCUGGCAGGUCAGAUCGCUCGGGCAUGUGUCGUGUUCUGUGUGGAUGAGGUCGUCAUAUUUGAUGAGCAGGGAGAGGACACAAAGAGUGUUGAGGGAGUGUUCAAAGGUGUUGGUAAGAAAGGUCAGGCCUGCGUUCAGCUCGCACGGAUCUUGCAGUACCUCGAAUGUCCACAAUAUUUGCGCAAAUAUUUCUUCCCGAAGCAUUAUGACCUGCACUUUGCUGGUCUGUUGAAUCCUCUGGACAGCCCUCACCACAUGCGCAUUAAUGAUGAGGCGGAGUUUCGUGAGGGGGUGGUACUUGAUCGGCCGAGCAAACAGGGGAAAGGUUCAUUUGUAAACUGUGGGAUGACGAAGGAAGUUCAGAUUGAUAAACACCUACAAGCUGGACUGAGAGUCACUGUACAGCUCAACAAGAUCCAAAACAAAGAGAGUAAAGUGCGUAAAGGUGCAGUUGUGGCUCCUCAUGUCCCGAGGACAGAGGGGGGGCUGUACUGGGGAUACAGCGUGCGUCUGGCUUCCUGUCUUAGCGCAGUGUUCACAGAGUGUCCAUAUAAAGAGGGUUAUGACCUGACCGUUGGUACAUCAGAGAAAGGACAAAACGCAGAUCAGAUCUCUCUGUCUCCAUUCAAGCACAUGUUGGUGGUGUUUGGUGGUGUUCAGGGUUCGGAGGCGAGUGUUGACGCAGAUGAAAAUCUGGAUGUCACGGACCCCAGCCUGCUCUUUCACCUUUACCUCAACACCUGUCCAGGGCAGGGCAGUCGCACCAUUCGCACUGAGGAAGCCAUAUUGAUCUCUCUGUCAGGACUGAGGCAAAAAAUCGCUGCAGUAUUCCCUGAAGUGUCUAAAGGAUGACUACAGGUAGUAGAUUUACCCUGCGACUCUUUGGAACAGGAAGUUUGUUUUCUGCGGUUUGACAGUCAGCAACAGAUUGGCUUAAGCGAGGAAGUGAAGUCUUCAGGUUUAUACUCAAGCGUAUACUCGUAAUGCAGCCACACAUUGUUUUUGAGUUAACAAACUUAAAGAGGAAAAAUGCUUUGAGCUCUUUAUCAAUGCACAUUUGUUUCGUAUCAUUUUGUAUUUCAAUUUCUAUUAAAAAUCUGUCUGUAUUCAAUGAACUGCCAUGAAUAUUGUUUCGAACAGUAAACAAACGAAUCAUGAACCCCAAACUUCUGUUUUCAAACUUGUACAUUUAUUUAUUUAACACAGGCAUGUAAAGAACAUUCAUAAUGAGAGACGAGCACAGCAAAACAGUCAUCAUACUGUCAUAUUACUGCAGUCAGAGUAAUAAUUAUGAUAAUAGUACAUUCCUCAUACUGGUUUCACACUUAAAGGAAGAGUUCACCUAAAAAUUAAAAUUCUCUCAUAAUUUACUCGCCCUCAUGCCAUCCCAGAUGUGUAUGACUUUCUUCUGCAGAACACAAAUGAAGAUUUUUAGAGCUGUUACUUAGCUCUGUUGGUGAAUGGUGACCAGAACUUUGAAGCUCCAAAAAGCAUAUAAAGGCAGCAUAAAAGUAAUCCAUUAGACUCCAGUGGUUAAAGCCAUAUCUUCAGAAGUGAUGUGAUAGUUGUGAGAAACAGAUCAAUAUUUAAGUCCUUUUUUACUGUAAAUCUACACUUUCACUUC